AUAUAUUUCAGUCUUGUAUUUAUACUGGAUUUUUUUUAUUAUUUCUCUUUAAUAUUUAAUAAAUAACAAAUACAUACUGUUCCAUAAUGUUUAAAGUUAAUAAAAAAUAAUACAAGAUUUUCUUAAACGUUUGAGGUUAUGUUCGAAUUAUUUUGAAUCAAUUUACUAGUCAUUAUUCAUUAAUUCAGUAAGUGUUAUUCUUAAUAUUGGUGAUCUCGCUCUUCGCGUUCAAUUCAAGGGAACAAUUUUGCCCUUCAAUUUUUCGUAUAGUAGUUAUUCGUUAAAAAUGGAAGCAAAGAGAAAACGUCGAAAGUUAAAAAUUGCGAGUCAAGCCGAAAUUCUACGAUCACAGCAGAGGGACGGUGACUUUGUAAAAUAUUUACGAGAGAAAAUUACCGAUGUACUGCAAAUUCUUGAGAAACGGACUGGAUUGCUACCUUUUAUGCACUCAGAUAUUCCAUUCAAAUUGAUUUAUUUCUUUUUUACCACUGGAAUGGGAAAUCAAACAUUAGGAGAAGAAUACACUGGCAUCGUGCAGGCCAAUUUAAAUGCUCAAAAAGUUCCAUCUAUAUAUGCAAGGCUGCUAGCAAUAGUUUUAGAAUGUCUUGGAGAGAAAGGAUUAAUAAGAUUGCUAAAAAAAUUAGAACUAUCCAUUAAUCAUCCUUAUAGCCAAUUAACUCCUGCAGCUGUAACAUUUUUAAACUCUUUCAUAACAAAAAUGUAUACUAUGAUACCCAUUUUCAUAUUAGUGCACAAGGGAUUGUUUUAUAUGUUUGGUCGAUAUUAUAGCUUAGGUAAAAGAAUAGCACGAAUAGAUUAUGCAAAGGUAUAUGGUCAGAGGCCUACUGAUACUAUCAGUUGGGGAUUGAGACUAUUAGGAAUUGCUACUCUCGCACAGUGUAUGUUAAAAAUCUGGCAAACAAACCAUAGUGAAAAUUGCUCUGAUAAAUACUUAACAAUUGAUGAGAGACAUAGUAUGCUGAUGUGCCAGUUGUGCCUUGAAAAUGUGCCAACAACUACCACACCUUGUGGUCAUUUGUUUUGUUGGUUUUGCCUUACCGAUUGGUUAAAUACUAAAUCACAAUGUCCGCUAUGUAGAGAACAUGUUAUACCUUCUAGGAUAGUGCAUGUAAUGAAUUUGUAAAUAUUUUCGACUAUUUAUAAAGAGAAAUUAAUAAAUUAAAAUAACAUGCAA
This is a messenger RNA of Frieseomelitta varia, 1195 nucleotides long. RefSeq names its product peroxisome biogenesis factor 10 (gene Pex10). Gene Ontology annotation, molecular function: zinc ion binding. The transcript is spliced from 3 exons. The record is from RefSeq and is a predicted model, not a curated record. Gene Ontology annotation, cellular component: peroxisomal membrane. NCBI's taxonomy places the organism in Eukaryota, Metazoa, Arthropoda, Insecta, Hymenoptera, Apidae. Gene Ontology annotation, biological process: protein import into peroxisome matrix. Bases 287 to 1144 code for a protein of 285 amino acids.